Aspergillus aculeatus ATCC 16872 is the source of this 6066-nucleotide messenger RNA. RefSeq lists its product as uncharacterized. The record is from RefSeq and is a predicted model, not a curated record. The transcript is spliced from 4 exons. Bases 1 to 6066 code for a protein of 2021 amino acids. Lineage: Eukaryota; Fungi; Ascomycota; Eurotiomycetes; Eurotiales; Aspergillaceae.
AUGAAUCGUUUCCGCAAGAAUAAAAAGGACAAGGUGAAGGAGGAGGUGAUAGAAGUUCCUGAGAGUAGCUCAGUAGGACUCAGCUCCAAGCUGUCAUGGAAAUCUAAGAAGGAGGAGCCCGAGGAGAAAUCGGAUUUCGAUCUUUCCUCAGCCUUACCGUCGACCGACGACUUCCGCACCAGUCUUUUGAUGCCAAAAUUGUCUGCACGGUUCAGCAUGCUAAGAGAGCAGGAUGAUCCGGAUUCCAUCAUCGGGAAAGCAAGUGACGACAGCGUUUUAUUCCCCAAGCGUGCCUCGCGACUGAAUCUUUUCGGUCACAAUCCCGGCUUCCUGGCUGAUAUAGAUGAGGUCUCAAUUGACGGUCGAUCGAUAGCCCCAGGGCGUGCCCAAUCAAUAGUGUCCGAGAAUAUUUCCUGUGGGCUUGAUGAGGACUCUUCACAAAACGAAAGUAUUAUGAGCAGAGGUCGCCGAGUGGAAAGCAAUAACUUGUUCGGCGGACGGCAGAAGGUGUACAAGAUCUCAUCGAAGUCAACAUUGGGUGCUUCCGACUCCGGGCGUUCACAGAUGAGCAGCCGUGCGCUCUAUGAACCUGAUUUGACAACGUCUGCCUUCCACUCUCCCAAUGCCAAAGAAGGCGUCGAAUUGAUGGCGGAGGAUUUCCCACAAGGAAGUCCUUCCCACGAGAUGGAAGACGCACUUUCCAGGGUUUCCUCUGCCAAACGCACCACGCUUUCUUCCACUGCAUCCGGUCCUACUGCGAAUGCUCGUACUUCAACAGCUGCUACGUCGAUAGAUGACCAGUCGUUAUCGGGAACUUCGCCGCAGACAUCAGCCAGCGAGGGUCUGUUCUCUGCACCAAAGUCAACAAUGCCAGGGAUGGCAUCCGAACGUGGCUCAGUCAAGUCGAGGCGUCUAUACGGGCAAGGGUUGGCGCAGAGUGCACAGAAUCAACAAGCCUCUACCCUCCAGCGUCUAGAGAGCCUGAGUCGUCAGAGAGCAGGAACCCCGGAGCACCCGCCACUUAACCGGGCUUUCUCCAAAAGCGCCACAAAUCUCCGUGAUAGAAUGCAACCCUUGACGAUCACCGAACCCCUUCCCAGUAACCCCAGCCCAACCCAGCCCACGAGCCCCGAAUCUCUGUUUCCAUCGUCAGAGGAGGCGCUGAACAUCGCCGCCAAGGGACUCAAAAGCCCUGCAAGCACCGCGUACAGUGUUCCUCCGCUGAGUCCCCCGUUCAGUGAAAGUGAAGAGGGAGGAGCCUUAGUAGCUGCUCUCCGACCGGAGGACCAUGGCAAGGCUACGGCUUCAGGCCUGUUCAAUAAGCCAAAGACCACUUUUGAUGAAAGUCAAUUCAAACAACGCCAGCUACAGAUGCACCAAGGCAGGAGCACACCGCCUUUGGCUAGGCCCCUCCCACCACCUGCAAGAUCCAAACUGCCCGAGCUUCCUGGACGCGCGCGCGGUUUCUCGAAUGCAAGCUACACGUCGAGGCCUGGCUCGGCAUCUUCGCACUACAGUGAGGCUCAACGCCCCGGGAGCCGGUCUGCCGCGAACGCUUCCCCUCCGAAGCCCACCGGCACCACUUUCUUUACCAACUCGAGUCAUAGUGAUUCGGAGGAUGAAGGCCGCGCGCGCUUGCGUGAUACAUCGUACACUACAGACGAACUGCACCCUGCACUGCGACCGGAAACGCCUUCCAAGCCUUCUACGCCCGCGAGUGAACACCGAAGCCCUCUGCCUGAAGUGCGGUACUCCGAUUUGGGUGAUCUGAAGCCAAUUGCGGAGCAUGAUCUUGUCGAGAUCAAGUCUAGUAGCGGCCAGGAUCUUCCAGAGAAGCCCGACUCCCCUACGCUAGGACCCUCAGGUCUGGGAUUGAGUGGCUUGGUUCGCGCACACCUUCGACAGGACAGCGACCGUUCGUCAAUUUACCCUCCUCCUUCCCCUGGCCUUCCCGCUAAGCCUGUAGAGGCGAAACCAGUUGCGGAUACCACUGGGCAAUAUCCCAAAAGUGCCCCCCAUAGCGCAAAUUGGCAGGAUGAGCUCGUCUCCAGACACAGACGUGAAGCGAGUACCGAGACACAAAUUGAACGCGAAGAGUUCGCCAACGAGCUAGCAGAGAGACGGAGAAAGGUGCAGGAAAAAUUGAAGGGCUUUGCGGAGGUGGAGAGCAGAUCAGCUAGUCCUGUUUCUGGCCGCCAAACUCCAGAUUUUACUCCGAGCAAACCUGGAAACGCAUUCUCUUUUCUGAAAAACAAAUCAGGGAAGCAACAUCUCUUCAGCAAACAGGAUCUGAAGGGUGCUAAAGGCCUGGGCUAUGCCAACGCCUCUACUCCGGCUCUGGUGUCAGAUGACCCUUGGCGUGAGGAGGAAGAGCGGCCGGCCCUGCCUUUCGCGAAGCAUGCUAAUUCUAGCACCCCCCACAUUGCAGGCGAGAGGUCUUUCCGCUCGAAAAUGUCCGUCUUCGGUCGCAGCAGUCAAGAAGACUCCCGUGAGUCUAGCCGGAGCCGCGGUGCAUCUCCACACUCCAGCUUUAGAUCACGCCGAGAUCGCUCCACGUCUGACGCAUCGGGUCGUUCGAAAAGUCGCUCGCGGCGAGACCGAGAUGGCCUAGAGACAUUGGAAGAGGUUGGACAUGGAAGUCACCACCCAAUGGCCUAUCCUGAUCAUGAUCAGUAUGGCAUCCAAUCCGUCACUUCCUCUGGCCGCCCCUCAGUCGAGGCUACUGAGCCUGCCAUGUAUGAGCGCUGCUCGUCCGCUGCUUCCACUAGGCACCGUAGUGGAAGCCGCUCAGCUGUCUCCAGCUUUCACGAUCGCCCUUCCUACUUCUCAACAAACAGUUCAUCCCUGAUUGGUGCCGCUCCUCGUCCUUCCCCCAUCGCACCUUAUUCCGCCAAUGCCACACCACCCUUGGAUCUUAAUUCUGAGAACGGUUCCCCUUUGGUGCCUGCUAUUAGUAACAAUCACCAACAUCAUCACGCUCUCAAUCGUGCACCGGGUAACAAUGGCCUUACAAAGCGGGCAAUCAACAAGACCCUUAUCUCUGAGCCUACAUUGGUUUCUUGCACAUCAAAUGUACCGACGGUUGGUCUUCCUCCUGGCGCCAGCCUGAGUAACGGAAUGAAGACACCACCAAUUCCGCCGAUGAAUCCACGACGACGUCGUCAGACUACCACACAAACUAUCCUAGGAGCACUCAAAGGCGAGAGACAUGAGUCUCAGUAUACACCAUCGAUUGACUCGGCUAUGGAGGAGACAAGCAAUUUCUCCGACGACGGCGAAAAGCGCCCGAAGUCUCGAGCCAGGCUUCGCAAAUCCUCCAGCGAGGGAGGCAACUUGAAUGCGAAGGCCCGUCACCAGCUGCUAGCUGACACACAUCCGCCUGCUAGUGUGAUGUAUCCUGCGUUCAACCGGGUCCAAUCCUUUUGUUCUUCCGAAGACAUUUUUGUGAGUGAGGCCUUUGACAACUUUUUCAACAUUUGGCGCCCGAAGAAGACAGCAGCCGAAAAGGAAGCUCAAAGGCAGAGAUCGCUCGAUCUGCAAGCAGACAUUGAUCAACACCUUAAGCUUGAUUCGUGUCCCCAACGACCCCCCUGUCGUUCGCGUCGGCAGUCUUUGGACCCGACAAUGUGCCGGCUCACUGAUGCGGUCGUCGCGAGCUCGGAACCGAGCGACAGCAACGACGUGGAGAGGACUGGGGACGCUCAGCCCGCUGCGCCAAUGCCUGCUACCCCAACGGCCGAGGUGGCGGCUCAAGCUGAACGGGAGAGCGACGACGAUGACGACGCUGAUAUGAGCGGUCAUGGCCAACCUGCUGCAUCGUUUGCCGAUAUCGUCCAAGCCAGAAAGGCGCAGAGGAAGUUGAACAAAAAAGAAAGAAAGAAGAGGCAGGCUAAGAAGCCCGCGAAGAAAAGUUCAGGUGGUCCUCAUCACCAGAUGGCGGCGGCGGUGGCUGCUGCGGCUGCUGCUGCUGCUGCUGCUCCUUCUCCUCCGCCUCCUCCUCCUCCCCCUUCUUCACCUCCUCCCUCACCUCCUCCUUCACCUCCCUCUACUCUGCCUCUUCUUGUUACUUCUGCUGCUGAUGACAGUAACGGCCUGGUAGCGCAGCAGCCAGUCACAGGCGCGGAGACUCAAUCCAUUCAGAUCCAAGUGCCGCUGUCUCCUCCACCUCCAUACGCCCCUCUACCUCCCGGCCUUUUCGAAGCAGGUCAAUCUCAGCUCGUCCCAACAGCGGUGAAUCCGUCCUGUUUUUCCCCAACGCCUUCGGAUGUUAGCUCCACAACACUGUCAGCCACAGAGCCCCCGAUCGUAUCCCUACCUCCGCCCUACGUCAGUUCAGACUCGGCCGAGGCUAGCCAGGCUUUGGACUAUGAUGACGUGGGUGCAUCGCAUUCCAGAGACUUGGAUUCGCUUACAGCGACUCAAGAGUCGGAAAGCACUCACUCUUUUCAAGAAUCGGAGCCACGAAGUUCGUCUUCCACUGACGCAAGUACUAUUGUGGUGCCAUUGACCGAAGCAAAUCCCGAUGUGGUGCAAGAUCCCGAUCCUGACGUCUUGGAUUCAUGUGUAACAGCUCAAAGCACGGAAAGCACUCAACAACUGCAAGCGCCGAAGCCACAGACCGCGUCACCCACGGAUGAAAGUAUUCUAGUAACGCAGUUGACCGAGACCAACGUCGAAAGCUUGGUAUCAUGCUCCACGGAACUUGAAGAUCUUCCUGGGAUCAUUGGGAACCCGAACAAUGAACAUGACAAUUCAUCGCCCGAGACUCCCGCUGACUUGGUUGCUGCCGAAGAAGAUGCUUGCGUGUCGCCAAGGGAGCAGGAGCAGCAGUCUAAUGAGGAAGAGCACUGCACAUUUAACAUCGAAGAGACUAUUCAGGACAAAGCCCAUACGGCCGAGGGACAAGCCGGUGAGAUGUCGAAAAUUGCCGAUCCGCCCGAAGAAUCAGGAACAACGGAUGGCCUUUCAACCUAUUUCCUUGGAAUCUACCGCGACCAAAUAUUGUGUGACUUCGGUAUUGAACUUUUGAGGAAAGGCGAAUCUGACUUUGCCUGUGCCUUGCUGGCACAUAGAAUUAUCAUGAUGCGAAGCCCGUCACUUGCUGUCAUACUGAAAUUCCCCGCAUACAUGGAAGGGUAUAACCAAAUCAUCGCGGUCUUCGGUGAGAAAGUCGGUAUGAUGCAUGGUUUCGAGAUGGCUCUCGAAUAUCUAUAUGGUGCACCGCUCUUAGACGGACAUCUUCUCCACCAGAAAACGAUUAAGUUACUGGGAUAUACGGAGGCGAACCACGGCGAGCUCUCGUUUCCAUUUGGCAGCGCCAAGGCCGAGUUGGCAUACUCCUAUGCCGUGGCUGGAGCAUGUCUGCAAAUUCCGGACGUCAUCAAAGCUGGGAUCGAACUGACCAUCUCCAUGAUCAGCUGGGAGACCAUCGACGAGAUCCUGCAGUACAGUAUCCGGCCCGAAGACUACCUCAUCACCUUGAAAGCGUUUAUCAGCUUCGACCCCGAGGCGCCGUCGCUCGGGACGCCCACGGCCAGCACGCCCGGAGCACAGAAUUUCAAGAAACGUUGGGCACCGCAAGUAGUCAGGGCCUGCCUGGAGUAUAUGGUUGACCACCUGCCACCAAAUUUUGAGUUUCACUGCAGCAACCCAAGGCGAAACAUGACCACUCCCCCUCCAACGGAUUCUGAGUACAUAUGGCCCCAUUAUGAGGACUACACAGCCUCCUGGAUUCUGGCAUCUUUGCCGUACCCGUAUCUCCAAGAAGCUUUCGGACUUCUUCGGGACCGCGGCUUGCUGUCGAUCAAGCUGGCGCAUGCCCUCCUGCUCGAGCGAGAGGUCAACCGCCUCCAGGGGCUCUUACUUUGGCUCAGGAGCGGGCACUCGACGUCACAAGAGGAGAUAAUUCCCGAAAUUGAGGCCUUGGGGUAUCAAGAGGCGCUGACUGUCAUUUCGAAAGAUCCAAGAACAGGCUCGCCAAACGUCGGCGUGGACAGGGUUUGGGUAGGCUUCAACGCUGCUGCGGUGCUAGUUGUGCUCGAGUCCACCGCCUCCCCGAGCAACUGA